Colletotrichum truncatum is the source of this 1239-nucleotide messenger RNA. RefSeq names its product chromosomal organization and DNA repair protein. Gene Ontology annotation, biological process: double-strand break repair via homologous recombination; protein sumoylation. Gene Ontology annotation, molecular function: SUMO ligase activity; zinc ion binding. The record is from RefSeq and is a predicted model, not a curated record. NCBI's taxonomy places the organism in Eukaryota, Fungi, Ascomycota, Sordariomycetes, Glomerellales, Glomerellaceae. Gene Ontology annotation, cellular component: Smc5-Smc6 complex; nucleus.
AUGCCCAUCCUCGAUCGUCGUCGGCCAACUCAACGGCGUCCUGAACGACGAGUCGUCGACGAAGAUGAUGACAUCGAACUCCCUCCCUACGAACCCCUCGCUUGCCCCCUCACGAACGAAGCCAAGCGUGCAAUUGCAGAGCUUUCAAACUCACGCGAUGUUCACCGUUAUCAGAAUCACAUCAAAAGUUCAAUCACAAAUCUUAGCCAAAGCGUUGCAGACAUCAACGACGUGACACGAGAGCGCCAUGAAAUGAUUAAGCGCCUCGCUGCGAAGCGGGCGGAAUCGGAGAGUCAAGAAAAGUCACAGCGUGAGGAUGAGGUUGAGGAGCACACGGCAGCCUUAGAUGCGGAGGUCCCCCGCCUCACCAAGGAAGCAGAAGCAGCGGUCCGUGACCUGAUCGACAGGCAGGUGCAGCUUGAUGACGAUAAGGCGGCGCUGGCGGAGACUGUAGACUAUUACCAGCAGCUCCCCGCCGCGCCCUCUUCUCGCUCUCGACGGAGAACCAGGCACCGAGCAGAAGAUGUGGAUGGAGAGGAUGGCGGGGCCGAGGAAGGUGAGGAACUUGCGGCGCCGGCUCUACCGGACCAAUCCGUUAUCGACACGCUACGUCAGCAUAGAGACGAAAAGGUUCGUGAGUACGAGAAGAUGAAUGCGUAUCAACGAUAUGCUGUCAACAACGAUUACGCCGGCUUCAAGAAGCUGUGGCAUGACGCCGUACAUGGUGACACUGGUGCGCCCCUCCCCAACGCCAAGCGCUGGUUCGACGACGCUGGGAACCCUGUUAUGCCGCGCACUGUGAGUGGGGACUCCCAAGACGUCAAGAAUGAAGGAGAAGGAGCGGAAGAUGAUGAAGACGAGGACGUGGUUAUUGCCGGUGAGGUCAGGGACUACAGGUGCCCGCUGUCGAUGCAGGAGUACAAAGAGCCGUACAGCAAUCGCAUGUGCAGCCAUACUUACGAGAAGGAGUGGAUCGUGGAUAUGCUGCGGAAACAACCGAACAAACGCUCUCAAUGCGUUGUGCCAGGCUGCUCCAAGGAAUUUGGUCUCGAGGACUUCUACCACGACGACGUUAUUCUGCGCAAGAUGAAGCGUGCUCAGCAGUUGCAGCGCCUUGCGGAGGAGGGAGGCAGCAGUAGUGUAGACGAAGACGGGGAUGACGACAACCCGCAAGAGGUAAGGCGGAGGAAACUUGCGAGGAGCCAGAAGCGCAAGGUUGAAGAAAUUGAUGACGAGUGA